Molecule: messenger RNA, 546 nt
Organism: Solanum pennellii
Lineage: Eukaryota; Viridiplantae; Streptophyta; Magnoliopsida; Solanales; Solanaceae
Exons: 4
Coding region: 79-546 (155 amino acids)
Source: RefSeq, a predicted model, not a curated record
UUUUUUUCUUUCUUCUUCUCCUCGUCAAAAAUUAGGGUGUCUGUUUGUUUUUUUCUCCAUUUUUCUGUACGAAUUUUAAUGGAAGAAGGUCUUAGAAGAAGUCCGCGUCUAGUGAGGGCUUCGAAUCCAAAAGUUUAUCGAAGAAAUCGAAAGAAGCUUCAAGUUUCGUCUUCUAAUUCUAUGGAUGAAAUUCCAAGUUUUAGUUUGGGUAUCUCACAAAUAUCGGGGGAGAAGAACAAUGAGGAAGAAAACAAGAAGCAAAAGAAAGGUAAAAAACGAGUUAAAGAGGUUAAAACAAUGAAGAAAUCGAAAAAAAUAUGUGUUACUUUGGCAUCUACAUCGAAGAAAAUCGUUGACAGUGAUGAUGAUUUUGAGGAUUUACCUCCUCAAUUUCAGUCAAAAAGUUUGAAAAAUAAAGAUGGAUUGGAGAAGAAAAGGCCGGUGAAUGAUGGAAAAACACGAAAUCGUUUACCCAAAAGUGUCAUUCUACCAGAGAGUAGAUAUCCGGAUCGUAAAUUCUGGAAACAUCCUGAUGUUUGUCAUUGA